AUGGUACGAUAUGCUGCGCUUAAAGGUUUGUACGAUUUGGAAAAGACUGUUGGAAGCGGAGGUUUCGCUAAGGUAAAACUCGCCACACAUAUUGCAACCGGCGAAAAAGUUGCUAUCAAAAUAAUGGACAAAACAGCACUGGGCGAUGAUUUACCAAGAGUUAAACUAGAAGUCGAAGCGUUAAAAACUUUAUUGCAUCAACAUAUUUGUCGAUUAUAUCAAGUAAUAGAAACAGAGAGCCAUUAUUUUAUGGUAAUAGAAUACUGUUCAGGCGGUGAAUUAUUCGAUCAUAUUGUUGAAAAAAAUAGACUUUCUGAAACAGAAUCACGAAAAUUUUUUCGUCAAAUCGUCUCUGCAGUAGCUUAUUUACACAGCUUAGGAUAUGCUCAUCGCGAUUUAAAACCAGAGAAUGUUUUGCUAGAUAGAGAAGAAAAUUUAAAACUCAUAGAUUUUGGAUUAUGUGCAAAACCAAAAAAUGGCAUAGAAUCACAUUUACAAACAUCAUGUGGUUCUCCAACAUAUGCUGCACCAGAACUUAUAUUAGGAAGGAAAUAUUUAGGUUCUGAAGUAGAUAUUUGGAGUAUGGGAGUCCUUCUUUAUGCAUUACUUUGUGGUUUUCUCCCCUUUGAUGAUAACAGUAUAGAGAGUUUAUAUAGAAAGAUUCUUAGUGGCAAAUAUGAUGAACCAAGCUGGUUGUCAGCUAGUAGUAGAAGACUCAUACGAGCAAUGCUACAGAUAGAUCCAAAAAAAAGAAUUACUAUUCAAGAACUGUGCAAUCACCCAUGGAUUACAGCAGGAUUUCUUAAUCCUGUUUCAUUUGUUCAUAAGACAAAUUUUGAAAAGGAUGAUGAUGUAUUAAGUACUAUGUCUGCAAUAUGUGGUGAACAUGCUUCAGAUAUAUGGAAAAAAUUAGUAAAAAGUGACAGAACUGAUUAUAAAACUGCCACAUAUCUUUUACUUUUAGACAGGAAGCUUCGUGGACUUUCACUUCGAAUAUCAUCUUCUGCAAAAUCACAUUUUAGACCUGAGAGUGAAAGAGGAGUUAAUAAUAUUAUAACUAAACUUGAUUGUUCUCCAAGAAGUAAAUCUAUUAAAUCACCAGUAUUAGAAGCAACUUAUAAGGUUUUGCCAAAGACACCUGAAACCACUAACCAUUUUAUGGAGCCACAUUUACCUGGUAGAAAACGACUUAGAAGUAAAGGGGAUGAUACAUGUUCUCCUGUUCCUACAAAGAGAAUUGCAGAAAAAGAUAGGCUUGCUUCUACUCCAACUAAUACUCCAGUAGCGGACUCGAGGGGGUCACAGUCAUCUACACCGGGAAGUGCAAGAAAAGUAAUGAUGGGCUUGGAACGUGGUUUGAAUCGUGUGCGUUACGUGCUUACGCCAAAAAGGCGUAUGAAGAACGAAAAUGUCGAUCCUGAUCAACCCAAUAUACUUUCCGGAAAAGGUCUUUGUAAUGUAUCUUCGACAUCUAGCGACGAUCCAAAAUAUGUUCUCUCACAAUUACGUCGUGCACUUCGUCGUAAAGGAAUUAUGUGCCAUCAGAAAGGGUUUAUUCUACAAGGAGAAACGGAGGAUUAUAUAGAAGACGACAAAGAAACAGUACGGCCAUUUUCUUCCAGGAAUGCUUGCUCUUUCGAGUUAGAAGUUUGCUUAUUAGAGGGUGUUUCAAACGACAAAUUAGUCGGUAUCCGAAGGAAACGAUUAAAGGGUAAUGCGUGGGUUUACAAACGUGUAUGUGAAGAAGUUCUCGCUCUGGCAGCUGAGGAUCUUUCCGCAGAACCGGAAGGUUCGACAGAAUCAAAGUGUCCUAUUUAA
Habropoda laboriosa is the source of this 1818-nucleotide messenger RNA. RefSeq names its product maternal embryonic leucine zipper kinase-like. The transcript is spliced from 13 exons. Gene Ontology annotation, biological process: microtubule cytoskeleton organization; intracellular signal transduction; protein phosphorylation. Bases 1 to 1818 code for a protein of 605 amino acids. The record is from RefSeq and is a predicted model, not a curated record. Gene Ontology annotation, molecular function: tau-protein kinase activity; ATP binding; protein serine/threonine kinase activity. NCBI's taxonomy places the organism in Eukaryota, Metazoa, Arthropoda, Insecta, Hymenoptera, Apidae. Gene Ontology annotation, cellular component: cytoplasm.